AUGUCGACUCAAUACAUAAACGAGCCGGCUACAGAAGGGAAGGUGUGUCUUCACACAUCUGUAGGGGAUAUUGAUAUCGAGUUGUGGAGCAAAGAAGCUCCAAAAGCAUGUAGAAACUUUGUACAGCUGUGUUUGGAGGGCUACUACAACAAGUGCAAGUUUCAUACUGUAAUAAAGGAUUGCAUCACACAAACUGGAGAUCCUACUAACACUGGAGAAGGUGGAGAAUCUGUGUAUGAACGCGAUUUUAAGGUAAAAAGCGUUUUGAACUUGAUUUCAAAUUAAUUUUUUAAUUUUUAGGUAGAAACACAUCAAAGACUUAAGUUCAACAGGAGAGGAUUGGUGGCCAUGGCAGCAAAUCAGGAUGGCUAUUUGGCUUCUCAAUUCUUUAUCACUUUGGGAAGUACUCCAGAACUGAAUGGAAAACAUACUUUGUUUGGAAAGGUACUUGUCAAUUAUAUUAUUCUAUUUACGGUAUCUUAUGCAAUUUGGUAUUUCUUAAAAUACAUAUUUUCAGAUUGCCAAUCAGACAGUCUUUAACAUCAUGAAAUUGAAUGAGUAUGAAGUUGAUUCUGAUAACAAACCUAUCCGGUCAGAACUUAUCAAGAGAGUUGAGGUGUUGAACAAUCCGUUUAAUGACAUCGUUCUUCGAGAGAUCAAGUCGAAGGAAAAGAAACACAGGAAGUCGAAGAAAGACAAAAAGUUACUCUCACACAAUGUUGGGUUACUGUCAUUUGGCGACGAACACAACGAGGAAGAGCUUGUUUCUUUUAAUAAGGUACGUCAUUACUUAUUGGUUUUAUGUAGGGAUGAGACUCUAACCAAAGUUUUAUUUAGGUCAGGUUUGUUGAUCAUUUAUAUUUUUAUGGUAUUUAUAUUUUAUGUCGUUUUUUUAAAUAAAAAAGAGUAAAAAUGUAAACAAUUAAUUUUCAGAAGUUGAAGGGCAAAAGUGCGCACGAUGUGUUGAAAGAUGACAAGUUGAGUAAGGAAGUUGCCGUGAAACCGGAAGAAUUGGGUGACUAUAUGGUAGGCUUUUACCAAUUGUUUAUUAUGGCUAAUAAUCUAAUUAUAUUUUUUACUUUUUUGCUUAUUUUAAAGGAACCGUUCAUUGAAUUUUUUUAAAUGAAAUUUUUUCGCGGGUUUUCCAAUGUUUUCGAUUAAUUUUUUGAGAAUUUUUAUUUUCAAAAAUUAUUUUCAUUUGAUUUAUUUCUUACGAACGCGGUUGUAUAUUUUGAACCGUAUUGAGGUUUUCUUACCUAUUCAGACCACUAAAAUAUCAUAACAUCCAAGACACAAGCCUUUUUUCUUCCGAAGCUUUAUUGGCGAUAUUAUACUAGAUUUUUAGUGUUUUUGCAGCUUAAAAAUAUCUUAAUUAUCUACUGUUUCGUCUUAAAUUACUCUACAGACAAUAUCUUACCUAUUCGAACUGUUAACACAUCAAAACCCCCAAGAUACCAGGCUUUUUCACCUUGAAACCAUCAAUACCUAAUCUUGCGAAAGGUUUAUUAACAACAAGAAGGUGAAACAAUCCAAUUUGGGGAUAAAUAUACAUUCUGACAUUAAAAAAUAAUAUUACUUUACUAAAGAUACGAAAAUUGUAAGAUUAAUGAGACCAUGUAGUUGGAGAGGUUGGUGGAUGUGGGUUUAGGCGUUCGCUUACCUCAAGGAUAAUACCAUUAUAUGUGAUCUAAAGUCCUGAAAACGAAAACAUACGGAAAUACUUACUUUUGACGUCGAAUUAGCUGCUUUUUACUCUCUAACGAAACCUGACAUUUUUAAACCAAUAGUAAAGUAAAACCUACACUAUUCUUUAGAAGUUUUACUGAACUAAAAGUUUUAAAAUGGUUUCAUUAUGAUAAGGAACAUGUUUUUACAGUUUAGAACAAAUAAUAUGUAGAAUAUUAAAGUAAAAGUAGUAAAAUAUAAACUGAAAACCUCAAUACGGUUCAAAAUAUACAACCGCGUUCGUAAGGAAUAAAUCAAAUGAAAAUAAUUUUUGAAAAUAAAAAUUCUCAAAAAAUUAAUCUAAAACAUUGGAAAACCCGCGAAAAAAUUUCAUUCAUAAAAAUUCAAUGAACGGUUCCUUUAAAUGUUUAGGAUAACGGAGAUGAAGACGAAGAUGGUGGAGAAAGCUUAAACAAAGUAAGGGAACGUCUAAAGUCCGGAAAGAGGAAAAGAGAGGUCAAGAAGGAGGAAGACGACCCAGAAGUUGACUUUGACGGUGCUCUGGAUGAUGUCGACAAGGCUAAAAAAGAUGCUGAAAGGUAAUUGCCAUCUUACUAACUAUUUAUUAUUGGUGCCUACUUAAAUGGUUUUUUCAUUUCAUGACUUUAACUGACCUUUUUAGGGAAGCACUAAUGGCCGAAAGUAAGCGAUUGCAAAAAGAGUAUGCCAAAAGUUUGAGAGGGCCAAAAGCUCAAAAAGUGGCAGAAGAUACGACGACAGACACGAUGAAGGAAUACAAUAAGAUGAAACUGAAGUACAAGUCCAAGCAUGAUAAUGUUGUGAAGGAACUUGAUAAGAAGCGUGAGCAGCAAACAAUGAUGUUGGUGAAUAGGUUCAAGAACAACUUGAACAAGGAAACGUCUUCCAAAAUGUUGAACAACAAGAAGAUUGACAUGGCAGGUCAAAAGACACAAGCAGAACUUCUGAAGGAAGGAACGGAAGCUGCACCAAAGAGAAGAUUUGAUGACAAGAUGGAUAUAGAUGAAGAAAACGAAGGUGAAGCCACGCUUCUGGAAGUCGGCGAAGAAGUUCCGAGCACGGAGGUGAAGAUUGAUCAAGAUGCUACUGACAUAAAAGGCUCUGAAUGGAUUACUCACAAGUUUGUGGCUCCAGAAGACAAAAGUGGAAUGACGAAGGCAAGGGAUGCUAACUUGAGAGAGGAGGAUGAGGAAUGGUACGAUAUCAGCGAUCCUCGCAACAAAAUGAAUCAGAGGAAGCGAGAGCAAAUCUAA
Bursaphelenchus okinawaensis is the source of this 2957-nucleotide messenger RNA. The record is from the annotation of a GenBank genome assembly. Lineage: Eukaryota; Metazoa; Nematoda; Chromadorea; Rhabditida; Aphelenchoididae.